AGUGAUACAAGUCAGAGGGGCUCCUCCCCUGUCAGUGAUACAAGUCAGAGGGGCUGCUCCCCUGUCAGUGAUACAAGUCAGAGGAGCUCCUCCCCUGUCAGUGAUACAAGUCAGAUGAGCUCCUCCCCUUUCAGUGAUACAAGUCAGAGGGGCUCCUCCCCUGUCAGUGAUACAAGUCAGAGGGGCUUCUCCCUUGCUAGUGAUACAAGUCUGAGGGACUGCUCCCUUGCUAGUGAUAUAAGUCAGGGGGGCUGCUCCCUUGCUAGUGAUACAAGUCUGAGGGGCUGCUCCCUUGCUAGUGAUACAAGUCAGAGGGGCUGCUCCCUUGCUAGUGAUACAAGUCAGAGGGACUACUCCCUGUCA
Messenger RNA from Lottia gigantea (owl limpet), 363 nucleotides. RefSeq lists its product as hypothetical. The transcript has a single exon. The record is from RefSeq and is a predicted model, not a curated record. Lineage: Eukaryota; Metazoa; Mollusca; Gastropoda; Lottiidae. The annotation marks the transcript as partial.